Molecule: messenger RNA, 10852 nt
Organism: Chelonus insularis
Lineage: Eukaryota; Metazoa; Arthropoda; Insecta; Hymenoptera; Braconidae
Gene: nocte
Product: no circadian temperature entrainment
Exons: 14
Coding region: 526-8526 (2666 amino acids)
Biological process (GO): cell differentiation
Source: RefSeq, a predicted model, not a curated record
ACAGUAACGCCACCAAGUCGAGGCGAAAGACUCUCCACAGUCGUCGCCGUUUAGUAAGUCGCGGUUAGACUAAAGUUAAUUCAAAAUUCUCGUAGUAUUUCCGGGCUGAAAAAAUCAACAGUGCGUUAGUAGAAAGCCGCGACUAAAAGCAAUUAUAAGACUUAAAGAAAAAAAUCGGAAAAACAGGAAAAAUAGUAGAUACGUAGCCAAGUGACAGCGCGUACGCGGCAAGUGGCAUCUCUCGAGAAACCCGUCACUCUGAACGCAUGACGUAAUUGUAUUGAUCGCGGAAGAAGAGCCGAAAGUCGCGCAUUCGCCAUCUUGGACGAAUUGUGGAAAAGAAGAAGUUUGUGUGUUCUCGCAGGCGCGUACCAAUUGUAGGAACUGUAAUCCGUGGCGAUCCGUGUUAAAAGUAGUUUUAUUGGGAUUUAAACCCGUUUGUGAACUGCAACCCAUUUGGACGGACCAAGACAAAGGGUUCGUUCGUUGGGUCUGAGUGGUACUAAAUGGUUGCCUGCAGACAGCAUGUCUACUCUGUCGGGGAUUGUGUCGAAGGGGGAGAAAGGAAAAUCCAAGUUUCAGUCAUUAGAUAUCAAUAGCUUGUACCGAGUGAGCAGGGGGGAAUCUUUGGAACAGCACCAACAAAAAAGUACAUUACCACGCAAACAUGGCAUGCAGAGUUUGGGAAAGGUGCCUUCGGCGCGGCGUCCACCGGCUAAUUUGCCCAGUUUGAAAAGUGAAUAUAGCAGCAGUGAUCCAGCUGUAAGUCUAGUACCUAGUGGCGGAAGCGGUUGGGCAACUACCAAGGAACCAUCACCGUUAACUACUUCUACAACCACUAACGCAACAACUGCCCCACCAUCCGACACUUCAACUACCAAUUCAUCAACGUCACAAUGUGCGGCAGCGACAACUCCUGUAUCAGCACCGUCACAGCAGCCAUCACUGCCAGGCCAGCAGCAACAACAACAGCAACAACAAAAUACUUCCCAAUCUCCACAUCUCUCAGAAGCAGGGAACAAAUCAUCAUGGAGUGCAAUUAUGAGCAGACCCGGAGAUGCCGGUUCACCCGUCGUGUCAGCUGUGGUUGGUUACGCGGGACUCGUGGGGGGCGGGAGAGCGGGAAGAGGUGCCCUCGGACUGAGUUUCCUCGCCCAUCAGUCCCCGCAGUUCCAACACGAGUUUCCCAGUCUCAGUGGACAGCCCUCCGUCUCCACUCAGAACCAGACUCAACAGUCCUCGACAACGACCACUGUGAUCUCGGUCAAUGUCCAGCAUCAAUCGUUGCUACCGCAACAGUCGUAUUCCCACAAUCAUCCAGGUGCGUCAACAGGACAACAAUCACAACAAAAUCGCGAGAUGAACGCACAGUAUGGACCUGGUCCAAGUCUACGUCCACAAACCGAAGGAAGUUGGAUCCAAGGUGGGAGCCGUACACCAGGAGGAGCAAGUGGUACAGGAGGUGGGAGUACUCCGGUGGGCCAGGGCCCCCCUAUUGGAAUUGGACCAGCGCCAGGACAUUCAGAGGGACUUGGUGGAGGACGUCAGAACUUGGGCCCAUCACCGGUCAUGGGUACGGCCCAGGCAGGCCAGCAAAGCAAUCAAAGUUCCGCGUCCACAGGCGCAAAUACAGCAUCAGGUCCAAACCUACAUCAUUAUCGUGGACUCAUUCCCCCAUUUAUGUACAGAGGAAACUCCUUCCCACAAGGAGGUUUCCAACCACAAAUAUCGUCGUCAAACAUGAGCUCAAGUGGACCACGUCCACGAUUCAACAAUUCUUCAGAUCGUUUUCCAGCGUUUGGACGCCAGGAGGAGCGUGAAGGACGCCCUCUAGUUGAAGAAGUUGUUACUCGUCCAAUUAUUAAAGAAGAAGAUCUUACUCGUAUGGAUGAUAUUUCGCAUGACCCUGGAUGGGCUGCGCAGGAUGAUAUAGAUUAUAAUCAGAAAUUAACAUUUAGUGAUGAUGAACCUGAGCCUGAACCGACGAAGAAAGAAGAGAAAAAGGAGUCUUCACCACCGAAAGAAGAAAAACCGGUGGAAAUUUCACUUGAAGAAAAAGAGAGACUUCGUGAAACUUCCGAGUCUCCACGAGAUUCUAAAGAUGCCCGAGACAAUUUGCAAUCAGCGAAUCGUUCAUGGUAUCCAUCAGAUCGUUUAGGUCCUAGUCCACGUGAUUAUCGUGGUUCAAAUGGACCUACAACUAGAGACAACUAUUCAACACAGCCGCCGUUGCGUCCAAGUCAUCCUCUGCGAGGAGUUGAAGAAGAAGAAAUAUGGAAUCAACGUCGUCGUGAACAAGGUGAAAAAGUUGCCUCAGCUGUAGUACGUGCUCGUCAACGUAAAGAAGAAGAAGAAAAACGUUUCCAGGAGUCAAAACAAGCAGCAGCUAAAAAAUUACAAGAUUUAGAACAAAAAAUGAAGAAAAAACAGGCAAAGACAGAUGAUUCUGUCCCAGUUGCCGAAUCUAAAGGAUUAAUAAAUAUUCCCUCUGUGCCUAUUCCAGUGCCUGAUUGGGAACGAGAAAGAGAGAAUCGUGAGAGAGAAAGUCGUGAUCGCGAACGCUCUCGCACAUCCUCAGAAGAUAAAGAUGAAAAGCCACCGAGUCGUGAAACACGCGACAGAGAUUUGAUCCGUGAUUCAAGAGAUUCUACAAAUGAUUUUUCAAAUCGCACUAAUUUCAUGAGACCACUAGACCUCAAUAGAGCCGAGAGAGAUAGAGAUCGUGAUCAAAGAGAGAAUCGCGAUCGUGAGAAUCGUGACCGAGAUCAACCAGCAUUCUCACGCCAAUUUCAAAGUAACUUGCCUCCACGUUUCCAGAAACAACAAGCUGAAAGAAGUGGUGCAGCUUAUAAUCGAGUGUCACCAAAUGCUGAAAGAAUUUCAUCACAACCAAAUGUACCAUUUUCACAACAAUAUGAUCCUGGAAGAUGGUCUCAUAAUUCAUCAUCCUCUAACAAUGUAAAACAAUCACAUUCAAUGCCUUUGCCUCAACGUCGACGUACGGAUUCUGACAUUGCUAGUCCACUUGAUGAAGAUCCACGUCCACCUUCUCGUGAUCAUGGCAGCCAACGAUCUAGAGAUGAUCGAUUCCGACCUUCAAUGCAUCAUCUUUUCGAUGGUCGUAAAUCUGGAUAUCAUGAUGAUUAUGGCAGAUACAAAGAUGAUUAUGAUCGUGAACACGAUGACAGACACAGCCGUGAGUCUUGGGAUCGUGAUCGUGACCGUGAACGUGACCGUGAACGCAUGUAUGAUGAUAAAGACAGAGACUCGCACUCGCGAAGUUCUCGAGAUUCUCGCGACUUCAAAGAUCGAGAUUAUCGUGAUAGAGAUGGUCGAGAAAGUCGUGAUAAUCGCGACAUUAGAGAGAAGGAUUAUGAUAAUUACAUAAAAUCUUCGACCUUGCAAGACAACCUUGAUCGUGAUGAUCGUGAAUCCACACGAGAACGUUCAGAAAGCGGAGAAUGGGGAGACAGUCGUCGUGAUGAUCGCAGUCUACCUGAUGACAAUCGUCGUGAACCUUUAUCAAGAGAUGACCGUAUUGAACGCAAUGAACGUCCACAGCGACCUGAUUCUCGUGAUUCUCGUACAUCACGUGAAUCAAAAGCAUCAUUGCGUGAUGAUGACUUCCAUAAAUCACGCGAUUCUUCGUCUUGGAUUCAUGAUAUUUCUGAUUAUGAAGAAAAGAAGAGAGACAUUUAUCGUGAUGAUCAUCGUGAACGUGAUCGCGAACGAGAUAGAAGACAACCUCCUGGACCUAUAACUCGAGAAAAAUUACAAGCAGAAGAUUUGAAGAAUGAAAAACGUAAUUUAACUCAAUUAAAACGUGGAGGUCCUGAUCAAGAAAAGAAAGAUCCUAUAAAAGAAUCUCCAACAGAAGUAAAGAAAGAGCCUGAAGGCUGGAGAAAAUUAGAUCGUACACCUGAAACCACACGUGCAAAUGAGAAUUCUCCAAAAGCUUGGGCUGAUGCUGUAUCUCCGACAUUUGAAAAAGAUGAAGAAAAAAUUCCAGAACCAACAAAGGAUGAAAAAGAUAUCAAUGAAUUGAAAGCAAGUAUGGAGAAAUUGAGUGUUGAGAAACGGGAAGAGUUACAUGUUGAAGAAGUUAAAGAGGAGCCGAAAGAUGAAAAACGUGAGAAAAAUACACGAAACAGAACAAGUAGUGGAAGCUUUCGAGGUCGAGAACCUCGUGGAGGUCGUAGUUGGGGUGGAGCUUAUAAUGUUUAUACUCGUGGUUGGCGAGGACCUGAGUCUCGUGGCCGUCGUGGUGCUGGAUCUCGCUCGAUUGGCCGACCUGGUUCUGCUAAAAGCGGUUCCUAUGGUCAUACAGAUUCAGAAAUCAGUGGAGACGAAGUUUCUGGCUCAACCGAAUCGGGUAAAGAUGAAAGGAGAACUGCUGUGUCACCCAAACCUGCACAAAAAUCUGAUAAAGAUGAUCGUAAUAGAGAAGUAUCAAGACGUGAUGACAAACGAAACUCUGGUGAGUAUCCAUCAGGUCGAAACGAUAAACGUGGUGGUUAUGAUGGACGUCCAAGUCGUGAGGGCUUCGCUCCCUCUGGUGAACCUUCCAGACGUGGUCGAGGGGGGUUUCGAGCACGAGGAGCCACGUCCGGUGGCCGCAUGGAAGGGUACGGACCUCCUCCGAGCAAAAGCCCUUUUUCAACAGACCGGAGCGUGGACGAGAAACAGAAUACAGGAGCACAGAACUCUCCAAUACCCGUGGGCGAAGGAGACAAUCAGACGUCAUCUACACUAGAAUCUACCGACGACAAAAUUAUAGCUAAGCAACAUGCACUCACGGCAGGCAUUACAGGUAGACGUAAUAAGUCACCAAAUCCACAGAACAAUCAGAAUAAACAUGAUUUAGGCCAUCCUAAUGCAGGGCAUAACACCGGUUUACAGAAAAAUCUAUCCAAAAAAGAUGAUCUCAAGUCAAAACGAACUCGAAGUGGAAGUAGGAGAAGUCGAGAUAAUCGAGAUCGAGUUCGUGGAAGUAAUAUAAUCAAACAGAAUUCAACUGAUGUGGGUAAUGAAGAGUGGGAAACGACAUCUGAAAAUAGUGAAGAUCACAUUGAUGACCACAAAGAUAAUCGUAAUAGUCAUAAUAAACAGUAUCGCAGUGGCUCUGGAUCAAACCAAAAUUCUGGUAAUAAUCCACAAUCUCGUCGUCAUGACCAAGUUAAUAACCGUGAACAACGUGAGAAAUCUAAAAUUAGUUCUCGUGCGCCAGGUGCGGAGAAACGAAAUGCUCAAAAUGCAGCUUUCAAUCAACGAAAUCAUUCCGGUAAUAUUCCUUUACAAGGUCCACAAACGCAAAAUGGUCGACCUCGAAGCCAAGGUUCUGCAAAUAAUCAGGUUGGAAAAAAUAAAGAAACAACUGUUAAUCGUGUUGAUGAAAUUAAAUUGAAUGAUCCUAAUGCAGUGGAUCAGAUUAUUAAAGAUGUAGGUAAAAAAUUCCAAAACCGUGAUAAGAAAUCUAUUGAUUCUGAAAUUGAAGCUAAUAAUUAUUCAACUGGAGGUGAUGAUGGAGGAAAUAGUACUGAAGAUAAAGUUGAUGCCGAUGGUUUCCAAGAAGUACGUUCGAAGAAGAAUCAAAAGGAUUCUAGACAAAAAGAAGAACCUAAACCAUCACGUCGUGAGAAAGAUAAAGAACGUGAACGAGAUCGAUCAAAAUCUAAAUCAAAUGGACCUCAACCAAAUGCUCAACCAACUCAGAAUAUUCCUCCUCUUUUGGGCCAGCCAAUUCCACAGCCUGCGAAUCUGCCAAGAUCAUUCGAUCGUAGUUCGAAUCGAAAUAAACUUGCACCAAGGUUCCAGAAACAGAAAUUGGCGAAGCAACAACAACAACAUUCUAACUCUGACGGAGGUGAAUCCAAUAAAAUUGGAGGAUCUAAUUCAAAUUAUUUGAAAGACUCCAGUGGUGGUCCAGCUCCUCCUCCAUCAGUUAACGCUUGGGAUAAGCCAUUCACUAGCCAAUUAAGAUCGAAUUCACCAAACUCAGGAAUAUCCGCAGACAUUCAAUUGAUGUCUGGACUUACUGGGCCAAAUGAUCACGCACAUGAGAUGAAUGAGCAAGCUAAUUCUGCUGGAAGUAGCCAAAGAAAUUCUCCUAAUGGUGAAAAAGCUUUGAAGGCUGUCAAGGAAUCUGUUGUAGAGAAAAAUGUAGCUGAUAAUUCAUCUCCACCGGUCCAAACUCUUAUUUUUGAAAAUACAAAUUAUUCUAAAACCACAAAAGGUCCAACGGACAUGGCAAUCAAGUCUAAAUUUUCAAAUCAUAUGAAAUCACAACAGAGAGUUGACAAGCGAAACGAAAUAGAAGAAGAUAAUCAGUUACAUCAGCAACAAGCUCUCUCUGUUGCAUUCUCUAAUAAACCUAAUGAUUUAAUGAAAGAAAAAACUCAAGAACCUAUUCAAAUGCCAUUGUCUUUCAAUAAAAGCGAAGAUAAUGCUGAUAUGAAACUAGACUUUUCAUUCGAUCCAGACUUGACACAACUUACAGAUGACAAAAGCAAAAGCCUUGGAAUGCCCAGAUCGAUGCACAUGACUGGAGGACAAAGUACCAUCUCUCCAUCAACAGCUGAGUUAAAUUUAAAGAUAGCUUCUGUGAAAAAAGUUUGGGAAAAUGCACCACCAAUGCCCACAGUUGUUGAACAUGAAGAUGGUAGCGUUGUUACAACAGCCAACAGCUUUACUCAGAGUUUUGAAACUGGAGAUGUUGAUGAUAACUACAGCCCUCAUCAGCAGUAUAACCAGAGCAAUAUGAAAAAUGAAAUUACUACGUCAACAAAUGUAUGCAAGCUGGUUCCCCCGCAGGUGAAGCCGCAGCAGCAAUCCUCCGGGAGUGGCGGCGCGCAGACAGGCUCCACCGUACCCGGUCCCAGUCCUAUUGGCCCUGGUCAGAGUCCCAUUGGACAUCCACCGGCCAGUCUUCAAGGUCCCCUGAGUCCUCCUCCAUUCAAUUCUACUGGACAACCCUCUCAUAUUAAUUACCAGGAAUUCCCGCAGUAUCCUGGAUCACAAGCAGCACAGUAUGGUAGCAUGUCUGCAAUUCCUUCACCACCAGCGGUUUUAUUUAAUACAGGAUCUGGACAAUUGCCUGCCCAGGCUGGUGGUCUCUACGGUGCAUUCCAGCUUGAUCAAAGUCGAUCUCCAUUUACACAGUAUCCGCCUUAUGGUCCGUCUCUUCAAAGUUCCUAUAAUCAACAGAAUAUGUACUUACAACAACCUCCACCACAUGCGCCAAACGCACCUGCACCUGAUAUGUAUCAAAGCAACUUGUCUCAAUAUCGAAUUCCAGCCGCUGCAGCACCACCGUUUGGUCAAAAUCAACAGCUCAGCAAUAAUCCUAAUCCAGUUUUAAUAAGUUCUUCAUCAAAUUCUUUAAUGUCAGCCAGUGUUAAACCGUCCUCACAGCCUAUUGGCACUAUCGGUACAAAAGCUCAACAUUUUCAAGCACCAUCUGCUCCUCAACCAAAUCAACUGACUUAUAUACCAUACGAUCCAAAUCAAGUUCUUGGUGUUAGUGGAAGUUAUAUGGGCAACUCUCAGUUAGUUCAACGAGCAGGUCCAAGUGUACAAGCAUCAGCAAACAGCUACUAUAGUGCUACGUCUGAUGUAUUUCCCGGAUCACAAACUGGAUUUUUCCAACCAGGAGGUGCAGCCCAGCAAACUGGAACUCACUACGGUCUUCAGGGGUUUGGCCAACACAGUCAAAGUCUAGCAACUGGGAAUGCAGCCCCCGUUGGUCUUCAGAGUUUUAGUUCGCAAUUUCUUUCUGGCUCUGGACUACAAAUUGCAGCAGCUGCUGCUGCACAGCAAUAUCGUAAUCCCACAGGUGGCUUGCCAGGACCCGCUAAUGCCGCAGCAACAUUUCUUAGCAAGCAUCAACAGCAAGAGCAACCGAGACAGCUAAAAAGCCCAUCGGGAAAUCAACAAGAUGUACUUGCUUCAGUUUUCAGUUCGACACCGCAAAUUCCAUCUCCAAAAUCUAGAAAUUGCAAACAACAAUCGCAAUCUCAACAACCUCAACCCAGUCCAACUCAACAUCAUAAAUAUCAACAAUAUCAGGGCGUCAAUCAGUCUGCUCUGGUAAGCAGCUACAAUACAAACUAUGUCCUUCAACAAAAUGUCCGAGGAAUGAGUAUGCCACCACGUGCCGGAAUUCAACCGUCACAACAACGUUAUCCACCACCAAUUCAAAGGCCUGUUCCUUUUCCACCUGGGCCAAAUCCAAAUAAUCCAAGCCAACAACAACAAAAUUGUAUUCCUUCACAACAACAAAAUCAAAUAAAUCGACACAGGCCAAACAUUCAUCAACAACAGAGAAAUAUGAAAAUGCAACAGCAAUAUUACUCUGGACAAGGUCAGUGUAAAAAUGGUAACGUGAAGAUGGAUACCAACGAGAAGGUUGACUCUCACAAUGAUAAAAUAGUAGAUGGAUCGGCUGGCAAUCAAGGAGGAGGUAAUAAAUCGAACGUAACUCAACAAGAUGGUGACGUGAAGGAGGAAGUUAAUCAACAAAAUGAGUAAAUCAACAACAUGAAGAUUUCGAUGAUAAACUUGAAGAUGUGAAUUUUUUAUGAAUUUAGAUAACUUUGAAUAAUUAAAUAGAAAAUGAAUAAGAAUAAUUAAAUAUGAAAAGAACACUUGGAUGAGGAUAUUCAACUAAUAUUGAACACAAUUAUCAACGCAUAUAGUGGACUCAUAUAUUUAAUCAUGAUGAAUUGCACUGGCUGGAAAAAUAACGUGCAAACAUUGUCUUAUUAACUAUACCUAGUAGACGAUUAGAUCAAUACAUUAUUAAAAAAAAAAACUAAAAAAAAAAAUGAAAAAUGUGCAGUUAUGAAGAAAAAAAGACGCCAAGUUGCAGGACGUGUAUGCACUUUUGCCUUUGUAGCUUAGCGAGAAAAUCUACCCAAUUGUCCUUACUGGCAUAAAUAAAUUACCUCAUGAAGUUGAAUGUUCGUAUCACCGUACCCGCAUAUAAUAAAUACGCUGGUACAAUUUGUUCUUCGUGGUUUUGGCUCAGACUUAAUAUCAGGAAAUAAUCAAACACACGUGAUUUUUCGUUACGAAGUCAGAGUGUCUUGGUUUAAAUGAUACAACGAUUACGGAAGGUAUGAGGGAACUGAAUUGAAAGGUUUUGAGUUUGUGUUCGGGAAAAAAAGGAAAAACUGUCUCGUUGAUCGGGAAAGUGAAUGAGUUGAUAAAAAUUUUUUUUUAAGACGAAUGGAUAACGACUGACUAUAGGAUUUAUGGAAAUGAGAUGCACGAUAAUAUAAAUUAACUAUAUCGUCUCUCCAUCAUCCACCUUUCCGUGGGAAUCACUUCGCUACGUUGAAACAAAAAAAAAAAAUCCGCUUAUGCAGAGUGAGGAAAAGUGCGUUUUCUUGUAUAAUUGCACAAACAAAUUUCCUCGCACUUAGGCAACCUAUAUUGGAUCUAAAUGAAAUGUGCUAUUGCAACCCACAAAGUCAGGAGACACUGUAUAUUUUCCUGCUUUCAUUUGCAGUUGAAACAUUAAUUAUUAUUAUACUUGAUGCUAUUCAAUGAAUGGUAAAAAUAAAAUAAUCAUAAUAAACGCUAGUAUUUACACAGAAAGAUACUGUCGUUACUAGUUUCAUUAUGCGGUAGUAGCAUACUGUGGUCAUCACUCGAGUUUUAUUAAUAAUUACUGAAGCGAUCAUGUUCCGACGUGUAUAAGAAUGUCUUGGUUUCUUUUGUUUCUUUUUUAGAUUCUAAUAAUAAUGUCAAGGAACAAAUCGAUCGUUAAAUACAAUAAUUCACUUAAUGUACUGCCAGUCGCGUUGACGACAUUAUCUAAAACAUUUUUCACAUCAUUAAUGAGUUGCCAGGAUGGCUGAAAUGUACAACAAAUCAUUGUUGUUCUGAGGUGUAUGUAAUAGUAAAAAGAUGAGUGAGAUGUUGGUUAAAAUACAACGCGGUUAAGUAAAACAAAAAAAAAAAUAAUUAACAAAAAAUAAUGUUAAAUGUCAAAUGGUCUAGGUCGCCUAAGAUUAUUACUUAGUGAAGAAGGUAUAAUAAUGAUAAUGUAUAAUUAAUUUUAAACAAAAUAAUACCGAAAUAUGUCUCUGUCUUGUCUUUGCAACUAUAUGAGCAAAUGAAAGAUAUAACUAAAAAAAAAAAAAAUAUAAACACAAAAUAAAUACGUGAAUUAAUGUAAAUGAAUAUAGCAUAUGCUAACAUGGAUUCUCUUUGCAUACUGAUGAAAUUCUACAACAAAAAAAAAAUGGUUAAAAAACAUAAAAUACAAUAAAAUAAAAGGCGGAAUGGAUGAAGGUACGAGUGCCUUCAAUAUGUGCUGCCGCACAAAAUACACGAGCCACAAUUAAACCGGCGUGUUUUUUUUUCAAUGCGACGAAAUAAAUAAUAAUUUUUUAGGAAAUGAAGAAUUUGUUGGUGUUUGUUCGCGAGUGGUUAAGUAAGAAAAACAAACAAAAAAACUUAAAAAAAUAUCUUUACACCAGAUCCUUUUUCACUCAAACUAUUAUAAUUAAAACUAUUCAUUAUUACUUUUACACUAUCAGUUUAUUAAUUAAUUUUAUUAAAAGAAAGAUUUAAAAAAAAAUCAAUUGCACGUGUAUACUCGGCGGGUUAGGAUGAUAUUUGUUGAGUGAUAGCGAGGACGAGUUGAUUAAUGUGUGAAAUUUUCGAAUGGUUAAAUGCCGUAGGUAAUUUAUAAUAAAUAAUUGAAGUUAAAAAAAAAAAACAUGAAACGAAAAAUAAAAAAGUCUGUUUAGUCACGUCUAUCGCUUGUAUAUGAAAUAAAACUUGAAAUGUAUCAAAGACAUUAAUAAUUGUUUAUACAAGAGUCUGUUAUUUAUUAUUAUUAUUA